Molecule: messenger RNA, 933 nt
Organism: Soboliphyme baturini
Lineage: Eukaryota; Metazoa; Nematoda; Enoplea; Dioctophymatida; Soboliphymatidae
Source: the annotation of a GenBank genome assembly
AUGGAUGAUAAAAGCAAACUAUUGGCGAUAAGGAAAGUUGACAACCUCAUCGCGUCGAUAGCAUAUUCACGACUAAUUCUAAAUGAUACCAUUUUGGAACAAAUGUACUGCGUUCUGACCAGUCAGGAUUAUGGCGAAGACAACUUCUUUCAGUUUUUUUCCAAGGUCGUUUCGUUUCGCACUAGUCACCGUUUUCGGUCUUUGAAACUUCUACAUGACCGAACGGAGUUCCGCGGUCCGUCGACGAUCGUCAACGCUUGGUACAAGGCAGACCUAAAUACCAUAACGUUGCCAGCCGCCAUCUUCACGGCGCCAAUAUUCGACGCGACAUUUCCGAUGGCAGUCAACUACGGAUUCGUCGGAGCGCUGAUUGGUCACGAACUCAUCCAUGGUUUCGACAACCAGGUGUGUGUAACACGGGCACAUGUUUCGGUCAUGUUUACAGUCCGCUUUCAGGGCGUUCAGUUCUUCGAAAACGGCCUCCUACACAGCUGGAUGUCUGAGCAGUCGCAGGCGAACUUCGACCGUUUGGCCGAGUGUAUGGUCGAGCAGUACAGCCAGGUUUGCUACGCACAGGUGAACAGAUGCGUCAGCGGAAACCGCACACUCGCAGAGAACAUCGCUGACAACGGAGGCAUGAACGUUGCCUACCGCGCCUAUCAGACGUACAUCUAUGGACGAGGUGCCGAUGAGGCUCCGCUGCCAGGGUUUGAAAAUUACACACUAGAACAGGUGUUUUUCAUGGCAUACGGCAAGCUGUGGUGCAUGAGUUCAACGAGCAGAAACUUGCUAGACACGCUACAGUUCGACACGCAUAGUCCCAAUGUCGCAAGAGUAAACGAAGUACUGAAAAACUCACCCGCCUUUCAAAAGGCGUUCGGGUGCAGCACAGAGAAUAAAAUGCACACUGAUAGGAUUUGCGAGAUAUGGUAA